AAAUAAUAAAAAAAACGAAAAUAUGACGGAGGAAGUGCCUGCAAGAGGAAGUAUUUUAGGAAAAUGUGUGCCGGCUCGUUAUGUCUUGGCGGUGUUGGGUUCAAUUGGUAUGGCCAUUGUUUAUGGCCUGAAAGUAAAUCUUAGUGUUGCCAUGGUGGCUAUGUUAAAUCAUACAGCGGUGGGACAUGGUUCACAUGGUGGUGGACAAACAUUAUCCAAUUUAACCGACCAACAAAGUGAUGUGGAAAUUUGCUCACCACCUGGUGGAGUUGAUGCCAAUGCCACGGCCACAACUGCAGCGGACGGUCCAUUUGUAUGGAGUGAACCCUUGCAGGGCACCCUUCUCAGCUGUUACUUCUGGGGUUAUUUGGUCUCACAAAUACCCGGUGCUCGAAUUGCUGAAAAUUUCUCCGCCAAAUGGGUGAUGUUGUUCUCGGUGGGCAUUAAUGUUGUGUGCACCCUCUUGACCCCCGUUUUAACGGAGCUUCAUUAUGCCGGUCUUAUUGCUAUGCGCGUCUUGGAGGGUGUUGGUGGUGGUGCCACUUUCCCAGCUAUGCAUUGUAUGAUUGCUGCCUGGGCUCCACCAAAUGAACGUUCAGUCAUGUCGACCAUUAUCUAUGUGGGAACAUCAUUCGGCACUGCAAUCUCUAUUCUAUUGGCCGGUGUGCUCUCUGCCGGUUUGGGUUGGGAAUCCGUUUUCUAUGUUAUGGGUGGCCUUAGCUGCGUUUGGAUGCUGCUCUGGACUAUUUUGGUGCAGGAUAAUCCCAAUAAACAAAGAUUCAUUAGCCCCGAAGAGAGGCAAAUGAUUACAUCGUCAUUGGGCAGUGAUCAGCAACACGGUGCCAAGGAAGAACAUCCACCAGUGCCAUGGAAGAAAGUGUUUACCUCGGUGCCAUUCUGGGCAAUUUUGGUGGCUCAUUGCUGCAACAACUGGGGCUGGUACAUGUUCCUGAUUGAAAUUCCAUUCUACAUGAAACAGGUGUUGGCCUUCAAUGUCUCCAGUAAUGCUGUGGCCAGUGCUCUGCCCUAUUUCCCCAUGUUGAUUUUCAGUAUGAUUUUGGGCAAAUCCUUGGAUAGUCUUAAGGCCAAACAAAAAAUCAACACCACAAUUGCCCGUAAAACUGCCACCAGCAUCUGUACCAUCAUUCCUGGUAUUUGCUUGUUGAUCCUCUGCUAUAUUGGCUGCAAACACACUGCUGCUGUGGUGGUCAUGACCGUGGGCAUUGUUGCCAUGGGUGGCAUGUUCUCCGGCUUCCUUUCAAAUCACAUUGAUAUUGCUCCCAAUUAUGCUGGUACCUUGGUGGCUUUGACUAACACCGUGGCCACGUUGCCUGGUAUUAUUGUACCACUGUUUGUGGGUUAUAUUACCAAGGGAAAUCAAAACAUUGGAGCCUGGCGUAUUAUAUUCUUUGUAACCAUUGCCCUGUUCUCCAUUGAAUUUGUGAUUUACACCAUUUUUGGUUCGGGUGAAGAACAACCCUGGAAUAAGACAGCACAAAAAACAAAUGACCCUGAAAAGCCCGCCGUCACCGAUGAAAGUACACCAUUGAAUGGUGGAAAACCAUCGAAUGGCACAACAGCUUAA
Molecule: messenger RNA, 1585 nt
Organism: Musca vetustissima
Lineage: Eukaryota; Metazoa; Arthropoda; Insecta; Diptera; Muscidae
Gene: MFS3
Product: putative inorganic phosphate cotransporter
Exons: 5
Coding region: 23-1585 (520 amino acids)
Biological process (GO): transmembrane transport; monoatomic anion transport
Molecular function (GO): transmembrane transporter activity
Source: RefSeq, a predicted model, not a curated record